AUAGUGUUUUUAUUCUGCAGCGUCGCCUCCUCGCUUCGUCUUGUUGCAAUUUAUUGGAAUACAUUUCCCAGACGCCAACGCAUCUCAUGUACGCUUUUCGUUGACAAGGAAUUACAAGCUCAUUACUGGUACCGGACUGCUAAUUAAAUUUAUGUAAAUAAAAUGACGGUUUUAUUAGUCAGUAUUAGCCAUUAGCUCUGCUAGCUAGCACCGAUUUGAAUGCUGCCGUCGUGUGACGAAAUGCUUAACUAGAAAGCUUGAAUACGCGUUUCAUUGAUUAAAAGAAAGAUUUGUAGUUCAACUAGAGUGGGAAUGUGAGUCGUGUACUUGUGUUGACAUUGAAAAGUGAUACCUGGUGCACCACAUGUGUCUAUGUUAACAAAGCAUCACAACAGUUGUAUGAGCCUUACUAUCAACCCGUUAUAAUAAAUGAUUAAGAAGUACCACCAAAUCAUUGGGCUUUAAUUUGAUUCAGAGAAAGUCUGGUCAUUUAAACAAGGUUUAACUUCCUAAUGGCAAAAGAAGAAUGGAGUUUCCAGGAGAGCAAAGCCAGAGACACUUCCACUCUUCGAAACAGGAAAGUCUGCCCUUCAACACAACAGACAUACCCGGUCACUCCUGUGUCAAAAGGCAAAAGCUUUCAAACAGCUGGACAUUUGUUAGAAGAUGACGCCCAGUCCUCAAAUGGAUCGGCUGCACCUUUAUCGAACAGAGGAAGAGAUGUUUUCCCAACUAAAGUGGGCCUGAUGCUGGUGGUUGGGCUGUCUUUUGCUACACGUCUGUAUAAAAUAUCAGAUCCCCCUCAUAUAUGCUGGGAUGAAACUCACUUUGGGAAGAUGGGAAGCUACUACAUCAACAGAACCUUCUUUUUUGAUGUCCACCCUCCUCUUGGAAAAAUGCUGAUUGGUCUCGCUGGUUUUAUUACUGGCUAUGAUGGCACAUUUCCUUUUGUAAAGCCAGGAGACAAAUAUGAACAUCACAAUUAUUGGGGGAUGAGAGGAUUUUGUGCCAUUUUAGGCUCCUUUCUCCCAGUCUUUGCCUACCUCACAGUGCAGGAGCUAUCUCAGUCUCACACUGCUGCUCUCAUCACUGCCACCCUGCUCAUAUUUGACACAGGUUGCAUCACCAUCUCCCAGUACAUCCUGUUAGACCCGAUCCUCAUGUUCUUCAUCAUGGGAGCCUUUCUGAGCAUGGUGAAGUUCAACCAGCAGAGGGUCUUUUCUGCACCCUGGUGGCUGUGGCUCCUGCUGUGUGGCGUCAAUCUUGCAGGUGCUCUCGGAGUGAAGUUUGUGGGUCUGUUUGUCAUCCUCCUGGUGGGGCUGAGCACAAUCCGGGACCUCUGGGAACUUUUGGGAGACCUGAAUCUUUCACCGCCCAGUCUGGUCCUCCUGAUUUGGUUCGUCAUGGUGACAUUAUUCGAUUGGAGCACAAAGAAACAACUCGUAACCUUCACAGUCACCUCCAUCAAGCUCCUCUGACCAAGAAACACUUCCAGGUUACAGGCUACGGAGCCAAUGGAACGGGGGACACAAACGAUCUGUGGCAGGUGGAAGUGUGCGGCGGUCGGAAAGGCGACCGGGUGAAAGUGCUGCGUAGCAAAGUUCGCUUUCUGCACAAAGCUACGGGCUGCGUGCUGUACUCCUCUGGAAAGACUCUUCCCAAGUGGGGGUGGGAGCAGGUAGAAGUGACCUGCAGUCCYUACUUGAAGGAAACUCCAAGCUCUCAGUGGAACAUCGAGGAUCAUAUUAAUCCCAAACUGCCCAACAUCAGUCUUUCUGUAUUGAAGCCCAGUUUUCUGGAAACCUUACUGGAGUCCCACAUAGUAAUGAUUAGAGGAAAUAGUGGCUUGAAACCCAAAGACAACGAAAUGAACUCCAAACCUUGGCACUGGCCGAUCAACUACCAGGGAUUGAGAUUUUCAGGCGUUAACGAGACAGAGUAUCGUGUUUACCUGCUGGGAAACCCUGUGGUUUGGUGGAUAAAUCUGGCCAGUUUAGGCUUGUAUCUCAUCAUGGUAGCAGUGGCAUCUGUAGCCAUUCAAAGAGGAUUCCCUCUGGCCCAACGAAGAAUUGAGCAUUCACGUGUGCUAAAGGGAGGAGGAGGACUGCUGCUCCUCGGCUGGCUGCUGCACUACGCCCCCUUCUUUACCAUGGGCCGAGUUCUUUACUAUCAUCACUACUUUCCUGCAAUGCUCUUCAGCACCAUGCUAACAGGAAUUACACUGGACAUCUUAUUAAGAAGUUCUGAUCUGCUUCUCCACCCCCCUUAUUGUGAUUGGCUGCAGAAAUGUGGGUUGAUGGUCCUCCUGAUCAGUGUUCUGUACAGUUUCUACCUGUUCCAUCCACUCUCAUACGGCAUGACGGGUCCUUUAGCACAUGAAGCAGGGAGCACCAUGUUUGGCCUGAAGUGGAUGGACUCCUGGGAGUUCUAGUCCUUCCCCACAGCAUCAUAACACUAAUGUUUUGUUGUACAUCUGCUGUUCUGGAACUGGGUUUUAGAUUUUAAGUGUUUACAUAGAAGUACCGUAGGUUGUUUUUUUUUACAGUGCAGGAUGAAUCUCUGUCUGAGUAUUUGUGUUACACUAUUUGAUACUAUAAGCUAGCAUGGAUGAUAAUGCUUUAAAAGAAAAAUUUUAAUGAAAAUGUGCACAACAGUAUUGUGUGAAAAAGGAGAUCCUCCAAGAUCUAAUCCUAGCCCAAAUGCCUUAAGUCACAAUACAUCUUAUUUUUAAAAAUCGAAAAGUGCCUGAAGUGAACAAAAGCUCGAAAAAUUCAAAUGUUGCAUAUUUUUAAUAUUGCAUAUGGCAAUAAAUGCAUAUUUUUGUCAGUUUAAAAUUACUAAUGUUACAAGAUAUCUGAGUGUUUUUUUUUUUAUUUGUGAAUGUAUAGAUCUUGGUGACAGUAAUUUGGCAUAUUAGUGCUGUUGAGUACAACUACUGAUUCAAUGUUUACGUUUUAGAGUGAAUAAUAAAAAGUGAUAUUCUUGUA
This is a messenger RNA of Austrofundulus limnaeus, 2987 nucleotides long. RefSeq names its product protein-O-mannosyltransferase 2 (gene pomt2). Gene Ontology annotation, biological process: protein O-linked glycosylation via mannose. Lineage: Eukaryota; Metazoa; Chordata; Actinopteri; Cyprinodontiformes; Rivulidae. The record is from RefSeq and is a predicted model, not a curated record. Gene Ontology annotation, cellular component: membrane; endoplasmic reticulum. Gene Ontology annotation, molecular function: dolichyl-phosphate-mannose-protein mannosyltransferase activity.